AUGAACAAACUCUUCAGCAGCUACAGUUCGGUGGACCUCACUGACACAGACAGCAACGCAAAGCUAAUCAACGACCUUUCUGUCUCCAUAGACAACUUGAAGCUGCUCCAGCACACCCAGCUAAGUGCCAGUACUGGUGUUGAUGGUGAUGAUGGUGGUAACAUAGCUGAAGAUAAUACAGCAGCUUCUCCAUUUGUUUCCAAUAACGAGAACUUCAAUUCCCUACAGGACAUUUUCCUCAACAAACUCUUGUUUAUCAACAACCUAAUCAACGAAACUGAAUCAAUUAUAUCCCAGAACUCUCUUGAAUUGGAUUCCAUUUUCUACAAUCUAAUCAAACUAAUCAACAAAAUUGAAGACUUCAAAACAACUAUCGUUCAAAACGACAUCCUCCUAUCCUCAACGUCCAACAAUCUCACCGACAACACUUUCCACACAAUUGAUAACACUGCUGAAAAUAAAGAAAGCAAUAAUGAAAAUAACAGCUCACUAAACGUAUCCAACCUAUCAAAUUUACCUUUAAAAAACAUUUCCUCUUCUUCUUUAAAUGACCUAAAUAUCCCAGGCAGUUUUUUGACUGCUUUCCCUGCAAAUACAACUAAAACAAUCAAAAAGGUACUAUCUUCAUCUUCUUUACUAAUUGCAAACUCAAAUUCAAAUUCAAAUAAAGACACUGAAGAGAUCAAUAACCAACUAAUCUCUACUCUAUCUCAAAAACUAGAAAGUUUCAAAUUUUGGAAUGUUUUAUUGUCAAAUCUAUCCUCUUUAAUCCACACUUCCCUAUCGAAUUUUAAAUCUCUAUUUAACAAAUUCAUCUCUCUAAAUUUCAACCAUCUUUCAAUAUCUAUAAACCAAACUAUUUUUGACAACAACAAUAUUCUAAAUAUCAAUGACUAUCUCUCCAUCUUAUCCCAAAACUCAUCAAACAUUUCAUCUCUAAUUCAUUUUAUUUCUCAAAAUCAUAUCCAACAGAAUCUCCCCCAAAAUGAUCUCUCCUUUCUUCAAUUCUUUUCUCAAAAUUUCUUAAAUCUAAACAACCUAAUCCUAUCCAAAAUAUUCCAAAACACUCACCUUCUAAUUUUCAAUAAAUCUCCAAAUAACUCAAAAUUCUCAAUCAAUCUAAUCAAAAUCCAUCACAACCACACAAAAAAGAAAAAAAAAUCCACCAAUAACAGCUCCAUUGACUCAAUUUUUAACUCACAGAUCUAUUCUCUAAUAAAUUACUCCCUCUUUUUCAACUCCCUUCCAAUCUACUUCAAAGACCAACUCAUCAAAAAAAAUUCUCUCUUACUAAACAACUUCUUUCAAAAAAUCAUCAACUUAAAUCUUUACAACAAACUAUCUCUCUUCUACAAAAUAUCCUCAACUGACAACUACAACAACUACAAAAAUACCCUCAAAUCUCUCUCUCUAUCCUCCUUUGACAUCAACAAAGAAAACAAAAUCAAACUAGACUUAAUCGUCCUAUUGAAACUAAUUUACCUCUUAUCUUUCUUAAACAUUAUAAAUAAAAAUAACUACCAUUUUCUAAACUUCUACUACUUAAAUCUUAAAAACAACAUUCUAAAUAUUAAUUCUUCACACAACCCCUCUCACAAUUCCUCUCGUAACUCCAUCUCUCCUCGUAACUCAAUCAACAACUCAAUCAUACAACUAUCUCCAUCAAAAACAUCAAAAAAGGACUUGUUAAACAUCAACAAAUUCAUUCUAAAUCUAAUCGAAUUGUUCAAAAAAAAUUGUAAUCUACCUGAUUCCUUUUUUCAUCCAAAUCCUCCUUCCUCUUCCUCUUCCUCUUCCUCUCCAAUUACCGAUUCUUUUGAUGAUAAUUCAAUUUCAAAUCCUCCUUCUUUUGAAGCAGAAAUCGAAAUCGAAAUCCAAAGUAAAAACAUUAAAAACACAGAAUCUGAAGAACUAUUAAUCAUAGGCUCUCAUGACUUGAAACUAUGGCAAGAUAAUAUGGAAAACUUGAAAAAUUUCUUCUUGAUAGAUAAAAUUUUAUCCAAAAAACUCAAUCAAAUCAAAAAUUAUGCUACUGAUUUUAAUCACUCCAAAAUAUAUUACGUUUUCAAUGAAAAAAAUCUAAUUCUAAGAUCUCAAGAAAAAAAAUCAACAAAUAAACUCUCAAACCACAAUAAAUUUCAAUCUUUUAAUGAAAACACUUUAAACGCCCUAAUAAGUGGUGCUUCAACUUCAACAAUCAAUUUAACUGAAAAUACUAAUUCAAAUUCAAAUUCAAGUUCAAAUUCAAAGUCAAAUAGCACACAACCAAAAUCACGCCAAACUCAAAACUCUUUACUAGCUGAUGUAAUCCCAGAAGAAGGUUUCCUAAAUAAUGACCAGGUUUGCUUAACAAGAAGAUUAACCCAAAGAUUCUCAAAAAAUCCAAAUACUAAAUUCUCUGCCCGAAUGUCAAAGAAUAUUUCCAAACAACUAUCAAAAAGAUUUUCAGUUCAAAAUAAUGAAAAUGAAUGGAAAUGGGAAGAUAAUUUCGAUAAUUGGAUUGAAGAUCAAGAUUUAGACAUAAAUGUUGAUAAUGAUGAUGAUCCUUGGGGAAGUGAAAUAGAUUUAAAUUUAGAUCUUGAUGAAAACUCAGAAAAUCACUCAAAAAAUUCUAAAAGCUCGAAAAAUUCUAUUAUUAAUAAAAGGAGUCAACCUUCUUUAACUCAUAAAAGGAGUGAAGGCCUAUUAAAUGAUGAUAAUAUAUCUUUAAGUUCAGCUGAAAUUAAUGAUUGGGGUUGGGGUGAUGAAGAUUUAGAUGAUAACUUGUCUAUUAAUUUUGAUGAUAGUGAAUCAUCAACAAAAAUUAAACCCGAUAGUAAAUCAGAUGUUAUAAAAUCUAAAAAGUCUUUUAAUACUAUUAAAAAACCUGAUGUUAAGAAUGAAAAUGAAAGUUUACAAUCUGAUAGUUUAGAUAAUUUUGAAAACUAUGAUGAAGAUAGUUAUAAAACAACUUUAAUUCCAGAUGAAAUUAUUAAAAUCAUUAACUCCUUCAUUAAUUAUUUUCAAAAUUAUAGGAUUAUUAAUAACUAUAAUCGAAACUUAAUUAUUAAUAAAACAAAUGAGCUAUUACAACUUUUUUAUGUCAUCUUUGUUUCAAAAUAUGAAGACGAAAUUUUUUUUUACAAUGAUUGUUAUUAUUUAAAUAAUUCAAUUAAAAAAUCCAAUAAUUUUAAUAUCGAUCCAGACUCAUACCAAUCAUAUUCAAAUAGGUCUUCAUAUUCUUCAGAGGGAAGCAUAACAUCAGGGGCUUUUGACGAUACAAUCGAGUAUUUAUUGCAAGGAAUUAAAUUAAAACAAGAAAGAUCGUUAUUUAAAAUAUUUAAUAAAUUUAAUUCUUUUGAUAGUUUGAAUGAUUCAAAUCUUACUGACUUAAUUUUGAAUCAAUUGGAAUUUAAAUUUCAAGAAAUAUUUAAUGAUUUCAAAAGUUUUUCAAAAAGACUAAGAGAUGUUUUAUUGAAAGAAUUGUUUGAUUUAUUUUAUUCAAAAAUUAUCAAUUGUAUUUUAAAGCGAAACACAAUUACUGAAGUUGAAUGUGAAGAACUAAAUAGAAUCAUUACUGUUUGUUUAAGCUACAUUGAGAAUUACAAAAACUUUUAUAAUUUUGGUAAUAAAAAUAUAGUUAUACUUGAGAGCUUUAAGAAAACAGUUGGAAAUCAUCACAGAUUGGAAAAUUUUAAGCUAAUAAUCUCCAGUCAUUUGGACGUUAUAAUGGAAAAUUUCUACAAUGGGGAGUUUUAUGAUCUUAAAACAUUUGAACUUGUGCAUUUAAUCCUGGCAGCUUUUAGUAAUAGUGAAAUCAGAAAACAUGCAAUUUCUGAGAUUGAGGACAUCAGAAGUUCGUGA
Molecule: messenger RNA, 3843 nt
Organism: Ascoidea rubescens DSM 1968
Lineage: Eukaryota; Fungi; Ascomycota; Saccharomycetes; Ascoideales; Ascoideaceae
Exons: 1
Coding region: 1-3843 (1280 amino acids)
Source: RefSeq, a predicted model, not a curated record